Dioscorea cayenensis subsp. rotundata (Guinea yam) is the source of this 2814-nucleotide messenger RNA. RefSeq names its product calcium-transporting ATPase 4, endoplasmic reticulum-type-like. Gene Ontology annotation, molecular function: P-type calcium transporter activity; ATP hydrolysis activity; ATP binding. Lineage: Eukaryota; Viridiplantae; Streptophyta; Magnoliopsida; Dioscoreales; Dioscoreaceae. The transcript is spliced from 8 exons. Gene Ontology annotation, cellular component: membrane. Bases 31 to 2526 code for a protein of 831 amino acids. Gene Ontology annotation, biological process: calcium ion transmembrane transport; intracellular calcium ion homeostasis. The record is from RefSeq and is a predicted model, not a curated record.
GAGGAUACUGAUAUACAGGGAAAAGAGUGCAUGGUCUUUGCUGGUACCACUGUCGUGAAUGGGUGCUGUGUUUGCUUGGUUACUGAGACUGGUAUGAACACUGAAAUCGGUAAAAUUCACUCACAAAUCCAUGAUGCUUCUCAGAGUGAUGAUGAGACUCCUCUGAAGAAGAAGUUGAAUGAGUUUGGUGAAGUGCUUACCAUGAUAAUUGGUGUGAUAUGUGCUCUGGUUUGGCUCAUCAAUGUGAAAUACUUUCUUACCUGGGAGCUUGUUGAUGGAUGGCCGAGGAAUUUCAAGUUUUCCUUCGAGAAGUGCACGUACUAUUUUGAGAUUGCUGUGGCUCUUGCUGUUGCAGCGAUACCAGAGGGAUUGCCAGCGGUGAUUACUACUUGCUUGGCUCUGGGAACCAGGAAGAUGGCAGCGAAGAAUGCUCUGGUGCGGAAGUUGCCCAGUGUUGAAACUUUGGGCUGCACAACUGUGAUCUGUUCUGACAAGACUGGCACAUUAACAACAAAUCAGAUGUCUGCUGCGAGACUUGUUGCUAUGGGAGGCCGGGCAGGUCAGGUUAGAAGUUUUAGAGUGGAUGGGACUACAUAUGACCCUCACAAUGGGAAAAUACACGAUUGGCCUACUGGGAGCAUGGAUGCUAAUCUUGAAACAAUUGCCAAGAUCGCUGCUGUUUGUAAUGGUGCCAAUAUUGCACACUCAGGGCAUAAUCAGUUUAUUGCAAGUGGAGAUUCCACAGAGGCAGCUUUAAAGGUUCUAGUUGAGAAAAUGGGAAUUCCUGGUGGAUCGGAUAUGUCAUCAUUGAAUUCUACAGAAAUAUUACGUUGUUGUCAAUGGUGGAAUGGGGUCACACACAGAGUUGCAACUUUGGAGUUUGACCGCACUCGGAAAUCAAUGGGAGUAAUUGUGAGGUCAAAAUCUGGAAGAAAUUCCUUGCUUGUGAAGGGAGCUGUUGAAAAUUUGUUGGAAAGAAGUGCAUAUGUUCAGUUGCUUGAUGGCUCUGUCGUCCCGUUGGAUGAUGGUGCAAGAAGUCUAAUUAUGGAAACUCUUAAAGAAAUGUCAACCAAUGCUUUGCGUUGUUUAGGUUUUGCUUACAAGGAUGACCUUUCAGAUUUUGAUACUUAUGACGGUGAAGAUCAUCCAGCUCAUAAACUUCUACUGGAUCCCUCCAAGUAUUCAGAUAUUGAGAAAAAUCUUGUUUUUGUUGGCUUGGUUGGACUGAGGGAUCCUCCCCGUGAAGAAGUACACCAGGCAAUUGAGGACUGCAGAACAGCUGGCAUUCGUGUCAUGGUAAUAACGGGUGACAACAAACAAACAGCAGAAGCAAUCUGUCGUGAAAUUGGUGUUUUUGGACCUAAAGAAGAUAUCAAGGCAAAGAGUUACACUGGAAAAGAAUUUAUGUCCUUGCCAGAUAAAAAGUCUCUUUUAAGGCAAAGCGGAGGGCUUUUGUUCUCAAGGGCUGAACCAAAGCAUAAACAAGACAUCGUAAGAUUACUCAAAGAAGAUGGGGAGGUUGUUGCGAUGACAGGUGAUGGAGUUAAUGAUGCCCCUGCUCUGAAAUUGGCUGAUAUUGGUAUUGCUAUGGGCAUUGCUGGGACAGAGGUUGCCAAGGAAGCAUCUGACAUGGUGCUAGCUGAUGAUAAUUUUAGUACCAUUGUUGCAGCAGUUGGUGAAGGGAGAUCUAUCUACAAUAACAUGAAGGCUUUUAUAAGAUACAUGAUCUCUUCAAAUAUGGGUGAAGUCGCCUGCAUUUUCCUGACCGCUGCUAUAGGCAUUCCUGAAGGGCUGAUACCGGUUCAGCUUUUAUGGGUGAAUCUUGUCACAGAUGGGCCACCUGCCACAGCUUUGGGAUUCAAUCCACCUGAUAGAGAUGUAAUGAAGAAGCCACCGAGGAGAAGCAAUGAUUCAUUGAUCAGCGCUUGGAUCUUAUUUCGAUAUCUGGUCAUUGGGCUCUAUGUUGGAAUUGCUACUGUGGGCGUCUUCAUCAUUUGGUACACUCAUGGCUCCUUUUUGGGAAUCGACUUGAGCGGAGAUGGGCACACGCUUGUCACCUACUCUCAGCUCUCCAACUGGGGCCAAUGUUCUUCGUGGGAUGGCUUCAAGGUCACCCCAUUUACUGCCGGAUCCCGAGUCUUCAACUUCGACAACAACCCUUGUGACUAUUUCCAGACGGGUAAAGUGAAAGCCAUGACCCUCUCGCUCUCCGUCUUGGUAGCCAUUGAGAUGUUCAACUCUCUCAAUGCCUUGUCUGAAGACGUGAGCCUGUUGAGCAUGCCACCUUGGGUAAACCCAUGGCUGCUUCUCGCCAUGUCAAUCUCGUUUGCACUACAUUUCUUGAUUCUAUAUGUUCCAUUCCUUGCUCAAGUGUUCGGGAUCGUGCCUCUCAGUUUCAAUGAAUGGCUUUUGGUUCUGGCCGUUGCUUUUCCGGUGAUCCUUAUUGAUGAAAUUCUCAAGUUCAUUGGUCGGUGUACAAAUUCUUCCGGUGCACAGAUACUGUCAGCAAAGCAUAAAAAUGAGUGAAGCCAUAGUUUGCAGUUUGGAGCAGUCUUUUAAGAGAGCAAUCUGCUGUAGCUCGGCAAACUGUUAGCUUCUCAGCUUUCAAUCUCUAACCCAGACUAUGUAUUGGUUUCAGAGUUUUCCAAUAUAGCUUACCAAAGCGGUGGUCUGGGAAUUGAACUCUUGAACUCAAAUCUUUAAAAAAGAAAAACCAAAACGUAUUCACUUUCAAUUGAUGGUUCCAGUUUUCAUUUUUCUAAACUUCAGUUAAAACAAAUGAAGCUGGCACAGUAGUGGUGCCUAUUUUUUGUA